This is a messenger RNA of Bursaphelenchus okinawaensis, 820 nucleotides long. Lineage: Eukaryota; Metazoa; Nematoda; Chromadorea; Rhabditida; Aphelenchoididae. The record is from the annotation of a GenBank genome assembly.
AUGCCCAUCAAGCACAUUAUCCUAGUCUACUUGAUCACAUUGGCUUCAGUGCGGACGGUACAAUCAGCCCCAGACUCCGUAUAUUACUACCGGUAAGUUGGUAUGAGAAGGAAGUUACAUGGUUGUUACACAGCCUCACCUUUGUAUGGGCAAAUUUAGCCCGCCUACCCCAAACUGUCUUCCCCCCCCUGCCGCUGGACUGUGAUUUAUAUAACAGGCUACGUUAGGUUAUAACUUUAAAAGCCUAAACUAUAAGUGAUACUUACAAAGUAAGUAUACUUAUAUUUACCUGUCGAGUAGACGAUGUUAUGAUUAUUAGUUUCACUAGUAAACAAAACCAAAAUUAGUAGGGUUACAAUAAGAAUAGAUGUUACUAUCUAAAAACAACAAAAUUGCAAGUUUUAUCUUUUAUUGUCCGUAAUUACCUCGCCUCCGUCUAUUUUGCAAGUCUGUGGCUUCGUAUGUUGAGAAAUGUUAUCAGGGUUACGAUAAAAACAACUUCAAUGCCAUAAUAUAUAUAGUAUAUACAAUCACCUAAAACUAUAGUAACCUCUAGCACUUUACGCCGAAAAACUAAAACUACAGUAACCUCUAGUGACGUUAUGCUAAAAACUACAGUAACCAUGCUUUCAGAGACCCGCCCAGUGCCGUCCUCAACCCCUUGUCGCGCUUCUUCUACAUGGACGAGCCGCGACACAUGUCGCCGGCGAAGCGCGACAAGAAAUACGACCGGAACUGUUUCUUCUCGCCCGUCCAGUGUAUGCUGUCGUACAACACCAACAACAACGACGCGCUCUACCACCCGCGAGGCCGCAAAUAG